GCUAGAAAUGUGCAACAACUGCACGAAGCGGGCUGAUCAAAUAUAAUCUCAAUGAAAGUGGAUCAUUGCCUGUGACUAUGCUUCGACUACAUAGCUCACUAUCUUGCCAUCACAUUUACCUGUUCUCAAAGAACCUUGAGGGCUAAAUAAUGCUGCUGCUAGCAGAAGCCGGACGCUCUCUGAACAAGGAUUUGACGAGCCUCUUCAAACACAACCUUCAUACACCACGAGUUCUUGAACGGCUUGUGCACGAACUUCACAGCGACAAAGAGCUAUGUAGUUAUUUAUUUCUUAAUCAUCCCGGCUCGGAGGACAUGCUAUGGGGUCUCAUGAAUCUUCUAACAGAAGAUUCCCGGUGAGUUUAUCAUUACAGCUUUUGUUUAUGUCUAUACAUCAUGAUCAGACAGCUGCCACCCAGGCAAUUUAUACGGUUGUAAAAUUGUCAAGUUAUAAGCUUAUCGUUUCCAAACAAUCGCAGGACAAAACUCGAGGAAAAAAGCGGCGUGUUGCGAAGGUGAUGUUAAUGAAAAGAUAAGUUAGCCUUUGUUGUUGCCGUGUUUUUGUUUUGAAUACGAGAAGAAAACAGCUGCGUUAAGUUGUAGGGAAGGUGACAAAUUGUUCUUUUGUUCACUCUCCGAUCCAGGAUACUCGUUUAUAACGUCAUGGAAAAUCAAUUUGUCCGACUAGGCGGUAAAAAGAGGACAUUUCUUCGCAGGAAGUAUGCUAACCAUUUGCUUCGUUUAAAUUAACUUUAAGCUUAAACAAAUAACUUUUCGAGGUAAGGAAAUUAAUGGCAAGACCGAAAUGUAUCACAAUGAGGUCGUUUUAAGCUUUUUACAAAUAUGAUAAUUAAGGAAAUGAGAUUGUCAGCCAAAACCGGCUAUAUUACUCCAAAUAUUGUCCGGCCAUUUAUAACGACUCUUUUUCCUGUGUCAUCCCAAACCUGUUAACUUGAGCUCAGGCUUAAUUUUUUCGUAUUAUCUGUGAAAUUUUUCUUGCAGAGGCUAAGACGUCAUUGUAUUUACUUUUCCUAAUCCAAUAUUUCCGCAAGCUGUAGGGGGAAUGCAUUUUAAGCUUACAUUUGCACAACUAGAUUUACAUGUCUAGAUACCGUCAGUGUGUGAGGAAGCAAUUAUCGCUUUGGAGCGUUUUAGCAAAGUUUGUUGUCAUUUCUUGAGUUGUCUCGUCUUAGCUAAAAGGUUUUUCUUUCAUUUAUGUUAAGAGGUGAUAAUUAUUGUUGUCAUAAACACCUUGGUUGUAAUAAGCGUAACCCAUUAGGAUUUGAACAUUUAAGUGACUCUUAAAAUGAAAUGGAAUAACAUUUAGGGAAUGAGGGAUUCAGGAAAUCAAGUAUAUCUUUUAAGAGCACAGUUUUCAAGAAUUUUUUCUUUUGUUUUUUCUUUUUGUGAAUAAUAAUAAUAAUUGAAAGUCAUAUUCAUUUGUCUGCUUGAUUUUUAUACCUCUAUCUUUACAAACUAAUAGUAACAUCUCACAAUGACAAAUCUUAGUUGAGAGGAAGCUUUUAUGUGUUAAUAUUCACUUUAGCUUUUGUUUUGUUAAUCAUUAUUUUUUUCUUUGAGUUUUGGUUCUAUGAUAACAAUAUAUUUAUGUUUGUCACAGAAUCAAAAUUUGGCCAGUUUUCCUAUAUGUAAUGGGCUUUAUGGUAACAGGACUGAUUGGAGUCCAAUUUGGUCUGUAAUCAUACGAGUGAUCAACAAAAUCGUACGACCGCAUCAUGGGAGUUCGAUUUGUUUAAUCACAAGUAUGAUUACAGACCGAAUUGGAUGACACAAAGUUCUGUUAGAAAUUAAUCAUAACUUUAACAAACUGUCACUGUGAUAUGCACGGAUAUGCAUGUUAGAAAUUAAUCAUAACUUUAACAAACUGUCACUGUGAUAUGCAAACAGAAGUUAUUUAUGCACGCGUUCUUUUAAAAUCAAAACGUGUACUGUCAUAUUAAACUUCCAAGAUUUUCUUAUACUAGCAAUGAAAAAUUUCUGCAAUUUGAUUGGCUUAGAGCAGUGGUAUUUCAGCUUAAUUUGAAAUACCUACAUGUGACAAAAAAUAGCAUGAUUUAUGCGUGAUUCAAUUAUAUUAGGCAUGACGUGUACUGUCGUUACGAUAACAAAAUAUCACUUCCUAUUAAGGCUGAAAUCAGGGCAGUUGAUAACCAAUCAGAUUUGAGCAUUUUGUUAUAGUUUUGAGUAAGAACAUAACUGAUGAUAUACUUUGGUGAACAUCUCAUUACAAUGAUCAGGCAUCCUUCAGGUCAAAUUGCAUUUUGAAAUUUCAGCCAAAUAUCACUACAAAUCAUGCUAUUACCUAUACAUAUACUUUGGUGAACAUCUCAUUACAAUGAUCAGGCAUCCUUCAGGUCAGCAUUGAUCAGCCUUCGAACUACUGGGCCCAGUAGUGCAACACUCCAAGUGGUAACCCAGAUGUUUUUGUGGGUUUGGUGCAUUUUAAUUUAGGACUUCAACUUUUCCACUUUUCAAGUAAAAUAACUUGACACUUGAGGAUUACCUUUUGAAAGAGUUUUACAAUGAGUUAUUUUAAUGAUGUUUCAGCACUGCUGGGAAUGCAUCCUAUGUCAUUGGCACACUAGCAGAGACAGAUUUGGGUAAGAGAAGGAUUGUACAAAUAUGCACAGACAAAGGUGAUCAAGCCAAGAAAAUCUUACCAGCGCUGACCAAUAUGCUGGAUAUGGUUGACACAGAAACUGUCAUGAAUGCUGCAGGGACCAUGGGUACCUUGGUAGGAUUAGAAUUCAUUCACUCUUAUAUUUUAUGGCAAGAUUAUAUUUUUUGUAAUUCUUUAUUUAAAAUCUUUGGACCAAAUUAUGAUGUGUUAGUAUUAAAAUGAACCAUUGUGGUCGAAAUUUUGCUUAGUAUAAAUAUUUACAAAUACUGAUCAAAAGUUAAAAUUACCAAAUCAAUAGUUGUGUGGAUAGGAUCAUUGAGAGUAUAAACUAAAAUUCCUAAAACUUAAGAAACAUUUAUUGUUAUAUCUUUGAACAAGGCUGAAGAUGGUGAGUGUCGACUAUGGAUGCUGAAAGAAGACUGUUUAGAUGAGGCCAUUGUAAAGCUUACGUAUCUGCUCUCUUCUAAAGAUAUGUGUACAGCAAGCAAUGCUGCUUUGGUUUUAGCCAGGUAUUUUGCAAUUUUUAUACUUAUUAGGUUAUAACACUGAAUAUUAGACAGAGAAAAAGGUGGUCAACAGAAACAAAAAAAUUCUUAUAUAGCUACCAAUGCAACAGAUCAUAGUUUUUUCUUUUCAUAAAAGUGUACUUUAGUAAUGUGUUAGAUUUUGAUUUUUUGGUGAGAUACCGAUCAGAAAAUAGUUUUGACUAUAUGUAGGUUCAAAAGGCAUUUGGGGCAAAUUUCCAGUGGUGAAUGGGUUAAUAGGUAACAUUUUUCAUGUAGGUGUUUGUAGCAUUAAGUAAUGUUGCAUUAACACAGUAAGAUUGUUUUCUGCCUUUUUUAUCAUUCUCCUAUUGUUGUGUCUGGUGUUAGUGGACAAAACUCUGAGCCCCCAGUCCAAGGAAUACCCCCAUGGACUACCCUAAAAUGGAAUACACCACUGAAGUUUAGAGAUUAGGGUGAGGAAACUGAGUGAAUCAAGUUUUAGGUCAGUUUUCCCAACAUAGUGACCCUAAAUGGAACCUGAUUCACUCAGUUUCCUAACCCUAAUCACUAAACUUCAGCAUUGUAGUUCAGUUUAAGGUAGUCCAUAUGGGUAGCUAUAGUCCAUAGGGGUAGUCCAUGCAUGGACUGCGGGUCAGUGUUUUUUCCACCACCAACUGGUAUUAGUGUGAUGUACAGUUAGAGCAAAAUACAAAAUAAAGUUAAUGUAGUAAGACUUACCCGAGUGUAAGAACCACUGCUAACUCCUACAUCACAAUAAUAAAAUUAUAGUCUGCUGUCUGUUCAUGCUUCCAGGAUCCCAGUCAUGUAGUGAAAUAGAUGUACCAUUAUUUUAAUGGGAUUAAUGGGAUUUCUUUUUAUAAUUUUAUACAUCACAGGCUUACAAUCGCUGAAGAAGGAUGUGCUAGAAUUUUAAACCAUCGAAGUUCCAGUCAUAUACUGGUGCAACUGACAAGAGCAUUAGGCAAUGAUGAGACAGGUACAGCACAAUAAUUAGGCAAUGAAGCUACUGUGGGUAUUUUUAAAGCUUUUUUGUGUGUUCUCGAAAAAUUCAUUUCUUAAUUUUUACGCUCACAAUAAUAUAUUGUCAAUUUUUUGAUUAUCCUCUCUUUCAGUUAACAAUAUUAUUGUGAUAUAUCUGAUGCCAAAAGGGAGUAAAAUCAAACUGGAUAUUUUCAUUAGUUUUGAAAAAUGACCAGUGAUUUUGAAUUCUUAACAUAAUCAUUUUGCUGAAGAUUUCAUACACUAUUGCUCUGUUAUUAACCUUGUUAAAUUACAACAGGACGGGGCAUGAAUGCAGCAUUUGCCAUUGGAAGACUGUGUGAUUUUGAAGCUGGCUGUAAGAGAAUGUUAUUUCUAAAAACAUCUGAAUUGAUGGUAAAUACUUGUUAUCAAUGAAUGUUUUUGUAUCUUGACCUUGUUAAGCAACUUACUUUGCUGGUUAGCAGCAUUACUUGUUUGAUGCGGUUCUUUCCAGUGCAAAGAACACCUUAAAAUCACUAGCUGGUAAAACCUGUAACUAGUUCUUGUCAAAAGUGGAAAAACCUUACUAGAAGGGUCUAUUUUAACAAGAAGACUAGAAGGGACCCCCUGUGCACUUAUUCUUACUAAGCUAGCUCCAGAAGCCAUGUGAGUAUCAUGCUUCUAAGAGGGGAGAGAGCGGAAUUUGGGAGAACUCAACCCAUUUUUGAGCACAGUCCUGAGAGCUGCUGGGAGUUUGAAACUGUAAUCCUGUAUCAUUAAAAGUAACAAUUGCAAAAUAUCUGGUCAUGUGGAGGAUAACGGCCUCUAUUGCAGAACCUUGUUUACGAUAAAGGACAUUAUUCUUUCUCUCAUUGUCCCUUGUAACUGGCUAAAUAAAUGUAUCAGUCUUCAGAUUCAACUAUACCCUGUAGGAUGGGUUCAGACAGACUCAAUUGAAUUAUAUACCCUGUCCAUGGUAGAGGGUCCAACAACCAUACCCAUUAUAAUGGCAUAUGUCCCAUAUAGGCUAUGAAUUGUGAGACUCCCCACACCACCCCUCUCCAAGACUUCUGACUGCCCAGAAACAUAGUUUUUUAUGAAUAAUCAGCAAAGUUGAGGAACUGCUAGGUCAUUAGUGUUUUCUGUCAGUUAGAUUUAAAUCUUUGAAGGACUGAUCAUGAAUUUUGUAAUAUAUUUUUUUGACAGAUCAACUCACUUAUUGAUAUGUUACAUGCUAGUGAUUCUGGCUGUUGCAAGAAUGCUUGCUUUGCCCUCAGCUGCAUAGCAUCCUUAGUUCAAGGUCAUCAGCGACUUCUGGAACAUAUUCGAAUUAACAGUGUUGUAGAAAUGCUGUGUUCAUUGUUAGCUUGCAAGGAUGAAGAAAGCAUAUGGUUUGCAUCAAUGUGAGUAAAUUAAUAUCUCUUAUUUCAAUACCUUUAUUUUUCCUUCACCACCUGCUGACAGGACAGAACAAGAGUUGGCUGUAGUUUUAAGACUAAAUUGUUAUAAUGCACUCAUACGGUUUCAAGUUAUAAUUUUCAAUUAAUUGGCUCUCUUAAUUUGUAGGAUGUUACAUACUCUUGCUUCACAGAAAAGGGGUUGUUUGUAUCUUAGGACUCAGCAUAAUGUUAAAAAUUCAUUAGAGGUAAGUUAAUACUGGGUGUGGUCGUCAGUUCACUUGUGUGAUAACAUUACUCAGGGUUUCAGUACUGUACAACUUUAUUUUGAAAUUCACGCAUCAAUAUCGCACCCUAUUCUUCACUUCCGCAUCAGUUUACAGAGAGAGAUUUGCUGCAAAAGAAAACCAAAUUUUGACAUGAAAAAUCACUCGGUAUUGAAAAUCACGAAACACAUGUACAUACGCUAGUGUGGAAUGUUUGUCUCACCUCCAUGUGCUCAGUACAGCGUUUUCCUGGUGGCCACUCUCUUCAUUUAGCCUUUUGAUCAUUCUUUUACCCCCAUACCAUCCCUCCCCCUGCCUAUAUUCUUCCACUGAUAAAUCAGUGUUACAGCUGCUUAAUCAGGCUGUGAGGAUUGCACCUACCACUCAUGAAUUAAUUCAGGCAAACAUUGAUCAUUUUUUUGGGUACAUGCUGUAGGUACUUUUACAGAGACCACAUCUUAAAGAGGAUACAAAAGAAGAGGCUAAGGCUACUGCAGCUAUACUGGAAAAAUUGCUAAAACCAAAACCACCUAAUAUUAAAGGUACUGGUAUAAUGGUAUAAUGAAAUCAUUUUUAUUUUCAUGGUUUGAAUUACAACUCUCUAGAAAAUAUCCGCACAAGUUCCGCCAUGAAGGGUUUCUUGGUUUGAAUGUCCUAGAGUUCUUGAAAUUUUAGUGUAGUUUUAUAUAUUUGUUCUUUAUUCCCCUCUCCUCUUACACAAUUAAGUAACUAAUUUCUUGUUUGCAUUUGCUCGCCGUUGCUAACUGGGUAAGUUUAAUACUUAAUACAGUCUACAGGUCAAACCUUGUCAAUAUGGAUACAUUGAGUGGCUGUAGAAAGUGUUUGUAUUAACGGGGUGUCAGUAUUUAACCUGGUUGAAUUUAGAGAAAAUGUGAGAGCUUUCUUUCCCCGGAUACAAAGCAAACUGCCCGUAAUAAUGAGGUGUCCGUAAAGCGGGGUUUGAUGUACCUGUUCUUGCGAAUCUCCACUGGCUCCCGAUUGAUCUUUGGAUUGAAUUUAAAAUACUUACUGUUACUUACAAGAUUCUCCAUGGACUUGCUCCUGUUAUAUUAAAGAUCUUUUUCAAAGUUACCUUGAAUUUAAAAAAAUAACUUAACUGUUUUAACAUAAACAGUUAGGCCGUGGGGUUGAAAUCCAACAGUCUUCGGGGAAUUGAAAAUUUUUAAAAGACAGUUGAAAACUGUUCUUCGAGAUUCAGUAUGAGUUUGCAGGAGUUUAUUGUGAAUUUUACUGUUUUUAUUUUUUUUUCACUUGUAAAUAGUGCCUAGAUUGAAUUAUCAGGGUUCUUCUGUAACAGCUUAUUCUUGUCAACUUUUUUAAUCUUUUAAAAAAUAAUAUGAUUAAUAUAAUAAUUUUUAUUUCAAUAAUAUUUGCUUUUUAAUUUUGUUUAGUUGAGAGCUAUGAAAUGACAUUAUUGUAUUAUUUUAGUAAUCAAUUAAGGGGAAUUUACUUGAAGUGCUAUUCAUCCAAAGAGUGGACUUGAUGUAACAUAUCUGCUUUUAUCCUACGUUAAAUUAUCGUGGUUCUUCUGUACUUGUAUUUUAAUCUUUUAAAAACAAUAAUAUUUGGUUUUAAUUUUGUAUAGUCUUAUUGUAUCAACCUUUAUUCAUCCAAAGACCUUGAUGUAACAUAUCAUUUUCAGUGGAUAAAACCUGAAUGUUUUAAUGUUUUUAGAUCCUCUAAAUCGGGUCUUGAAAAAAAUUUGAAUUCCAGCUUGACCUUUAAGCAAGAAUAGAAGGUUUCACAUUUUUCUUGCCUAGAGCCACUUAUUGCUCCUUUUAAAUAGUUAUUAAUAAUGAUUUUGUUAGAGGAUGAGUUGUUUCGACCUUUCCCGAUGGGGCAAGUAAGCUUUAAAAGUUACUUGCCCAGCAAGAAAAUCCACCUGUUCCGGAUUACUGGACAGAACUUUUUUCAAGCCCUGCCUAAAACUAAAUAACUUUGUUAUUGAAGUAGUAGUGGUGCUAUUCUAGGUAAUGGUAUGAUUUAGGCUCCUGGUCCUAGUUGUUCAAAAGCUGGAUAGUACUAUCCUCUGGAUAAAUCACUAUCCAGCAGACAAGUAUUUGGAAUUUAAGCAAAAAAUUGCAUUAUCCACGGGAGAGAGAUAUAUUCAUUCAGCUGAUAUACUAUAGUGCUAUCCACCUUUUGAACAACUAGGCCUGUAUGCUAGCUGAGUAUUAUUUUUGAUGUGAUUUGUUUUAUACUGACAAGGCUUUCACUCCUAAGAGUGGUCUGUGUAUAAAACUCAAGAAAAAAACCUGCUUGCGUAUUCAUUAUUUUUUUGUAUUAAAAUUUCACAGAUGGAGUAACAGUGUACUCAGGGUCUAGAACCAGUUACAUAGCAAAUGAUCUCACACCAGUCACAAGAUAUAGCUUCUAUCUUCAAGCUUCUACAGAGGGUGAUGACAGUCCUUUUAGCAAUGUUGUAUCUGUUGUUACUCCAGAAUCAGGUACGUUUUGUGAUCAGUAGGGUACACUUUCGUCUUAUGGAAACCAUAACGUGCUCUAGAUAUCUUAAUAGCACCUAUAGCACAGCUCUUUAGAAUAAUUGCCAAAGUAUCCUGGCCACUUUCUGAAGAUGUCUGGUGGUACUUACAGAAUAGACAAAUAUGCAUGUAAAGCAGACCAUAGGCAUAGCACAUGCCUUACAAUUUCAUUGGUAAAUGUUUGUUUUUGGAAGAAAUUGGAACUUUUUUUCUGGUGGCCCAAAGAAGAAUAGCAUUUGCAUUUGGUGGUUAUAGAUAAGAGUAAGAGGUUCUCUUUUGUUACAAGGGACUCAUGGGAUUUCUUCUUAGUCCUACAAUAAUGUAAACUGCUGCUUAUAAUUUUGCAUACAUUUUUAAGAAUUUGUGUUAUCUGUCUUCUCUGAUGAGAUGCUACAUGUGUUCUUAAAGUGAAAUGCCAAAGUUUUCUGUUUUUCGUCCGCUAGCACGAAGAAUAAAACAAAUGUCAACCUACAUGUACUCUGUACAGUAGCAGACGCAGAAAAAAAAAGGGGACAGUAGACUUGCCUGCUAUAUAAGUGCUCUUUAUCAUCGCCGAGGAAAUUUGAAAGCAUCCAUCAGGGCUGGAAAAAAGUCUCAUACCAUAGUCUUGGACAAGUAGAAUUUCUUGCUGGGGAAGUAACUUUUAAAACAUAAUUACCCAAUGUGCAAGGGUCCAAGCAUUAGUGGCCCCGGCCAGGAAAGCAAAAUGUGAGAGCUUCUUACCCAAAGGACAAGCUGAAUUUCAAGUUUUUUUCUAGCCCUGAUCCAUGUCCAAAAGUGAUGGGUCUAGAAUCCUCUUAUGAGUAAGCCUAACUGUAAGUUACGUUUAUUGUAACCUCCUUUUAACUCUUUGUUUUUAAUUAGUUCCUAGUGCACCCCAGUGCCUCAGAGUCUUAAGCAAAUCAACAUCUCAGAUAAAGAUAAUUUGGGAACCACCAGCUACAUCCAAUGGAGUGCUGAGAGGAUAUCAGAUUGUUGCAAGAGGUGCAGUGAUGUUAAUAAAGUUUCAGACACAUAUUCAUUGGGUGAACCCGUCUGAAAGGGUUACAGUAAUCAGUAACAUUGCUUGCAUGUGUCUUCAAUAUUUAAGAUCAUGCCCGUGAAUAUUAUUUGCGUGAGGCAGAGUUAACCAGGUAUUUACAAGCUUCUUCCUGAAAGAAAUACAUCAUUGUUAUUUAUAUCAGGGAUUUGAGUCUGAGUGGCGUUUUUUGUUCUCUGUAGGUAAGACAUCCAGCCUUGAAGUUCAUGAGAAUUACUUUAUUUUAUCCAGUGUGCCUCCUGAUACAGAAUGUACUUUUCAGGUUAGUUUAAACUGUCUAGUAUGGUUAAUUAAGCAGUAGGCUAAAGUUCUAUUGAGUAUGGAAGGAGCAAGCCUACUGCAGUGGUGAGAGAACUCAUGCAUGAAGUGGUGCAGGUAUGAAUCUGAGAGAUGAUGCCAUAUGUGGGUUGAGUUUGGGCUUUCUCCUUUGCUCCAAGAGAGUGUUCUUAACAUACUUCAGUUUUUCCCUCCCCUAGAAAACCAACUUGGUGGUCGACGGAUAUUGAAAGAACAUACGGAAAUAAUACCUUACAAGUCACAAAAUAAUAGUUGCCUAUUAUCAACUCAGACACUGAGAAAGGACAAAUGCAGUAUACAUUUUUAUUAUCUUCAUAGGUGUUUGCUAUGACAAGUAAGGGCCGUGGAGAACCAGCAGUGGUAACUGCAAGUACAGAUGACUUAGGUUAGUGAGUAUAACCACCAAGCAUUUACUGAGGACAAGUCUGGCACUUACUAAACAAUAAUAAUUAUGGUGGAAGCAAUAAAAUACCAAAAAAGCCAAACAAGGAGCACAGAUAAAAAAAUGCAUUGCACUUAGGUAAACUUGAAAAAGAGUGGCCUGCAUUUUCAAAUUUGUCUCAAAUCGAGUAUCUUGUGUGAAAGUGUGACUUACAAUGCUCUGGAAUCAACUAUAUUGUUUGCUCGGGAUUUUAUCCAUUAAUUAAAGUUGUUUCUUUCACCAGCAUAUUAGUCUAAGUCACUAAAGUUACCGUAACUUAAUAAUCUUCUUCUCCUUGAUGUCCUGACUCCAGCAUCGCGUAUACACAAUCAUAAUACAAGAUUUGUCAGUAAUCUGAAUUAUUUUAGGCCAAGAGUAUCCACCAACUUAUAGGUAAGACGUCCUUUAAAUUCUCCGCUCCAAAAAUCUGGGAGACUGUACUGCCUGGUUUCAAGUGUCUGCCGUAUCAUAAGUUUAAGAAAGAAUGGAAGUCCUAUCUUCUAACCAACCAAAUCUGACCUUGCUUAUAUAUUCUAUCACUGAUAUUAUCUGAGAUUUUAUUUCCUCUCUUUACUGCUGCUGAUUAUCUGAACAUGACUGUGUCCAACGAGAAAGCUCUUGCUACUUUGGACAUUGUACACAAAUGAACUUAAUGUCUUUUAGUUAAUCAUUAGUUAUCAGCUACUUUAUAUUCCUACCUAUGUACACUUGUGUAAAUAUCUUAUAUAGUGAGAAAUAUAGAAUUAAAUUGAAUUGAAUUGAACUUUGCAUUAUUUAUUUCUUCAUUCAAUUGUUCCAAUAAAUUAUAUGAAAUUUAUAUAUUUAUCAUUUCAUCCCCACCUUUCCCGGGUAUACUACCCAGCGAUUCAAUGACCAGCUCCCACUUGGCUUGUUAGCUCAAUUGGGUAGAGAGCUACCAACUCAGGUAUUGGAGUAGUCAGGGUUCGAAUCCCUGCAGCAAGUCUAAAUUUUUUCAGGCUAAUUUCUUUUCACCAGAGCAUAAGUUGCAUCUUAAACUGUGAUGAUCCUCUUUGCAUUUAUUUGUAACUUAAUCAUACUGCUUAAAGCAUUUGACCCAAGUUUCAACUCAACAAUUGCUAUGUUGUUCUUUUUAUCUCUUCUUUUUAGCAUCUCAUGCUCCUCCCAAACCAGUUGUACAGGUGCUUGGCCGGCAUGAACUGUUGAUCAGUUGGGAGAGUCCUCCCAAACCACUUGGCAGAAUUAACAGUUUUGAAGUCAGGGUUGAUGGCAUGGUAUGACAUUUUUCUUAGUCUUGUGUAGCUGAGAGUAGUCUGUAGUCUUUCAAGUUAGUUAAAGUCUUAACACGGUGACGAACUAGUGUACUGGUAUUUUCAUUUCUUGUUGUAGAGUUCACAAAAAAACUUCUGCCUUGGAAUAAGAAUUAAGAUGAGCUCUUUGAUAGUGUUUAAUGAUUAUAUCUUAUUUUAAAUUAUUGAGCAGCUUUUGUGUGUGAAAAUCGUUGGUGCAAAGCUACAAGUUUUCAUCUGCAAAUGGUUACUGCUUUGCAGAGGGAGCUGACUAGCCAUUACCACCAUCAUUCCUACCAUUAUUUUUGUCGACAGGUUAAUUUUUUAUGUUGCAGGUGAUUUACAAUGGAGUAGAAAAAUCCUGCACUGCUAAAUCCCUCAAGCCCAAUACAGAGUACACAAUCACAGUAAGUUGAUUUAGGACUAUCCAUGGGGAGUUCAUUUUGCUAUGCCUACAAGACAGAUUCAUUUUAUUGAAUGAAUGAAUGAAUGAAAUGCUGUGGAUGAGAGGACAACAGACUGGCUCUCUUUACAUUUACAGUGAAUUCCCUUCAUAGUGGACACAGGGUGCAAAGAAAGUCAUUUUUACAGCUUGCCAUUCAGGCAAGCUGAAGCUAACAUUUACUAGCCCAAAAAACAUUUUGAUGAGCAGAUUGAUUCACAGUUCUUCUGUAAUUUGAAUUCCUCAAAAAGAUUCACUUGCCCAUCGGGCAAGUUAAUAACAGAAUUCACUAGCCCGAUAGCAAAAUCCACUAGCCCUGGGCUAUCAGACACUACUUUCUGCUGGGACACCGUAUGAGUUAGUGUCAUUAUUAGCGAGAGUCCAUAAUAGCGGGAGUUCAUUUCAGUCAAAAAUCUGUGAUUUGUUUUUGUGUGGGAUUUGGCUGCUGUCUGUAUUAUCAGGGUGUCUGUAAUAACAGGUCGUCUGCAACGCAAGAGUUGACUAUAUAUUGAUAUGUUAACAGUAAGCUCGGAUGUCAGCAUCAAAGGGCGCCACUAGCAGCCGCUAUCAGUCCCUUUAUCAUGAGUUCCUUGUGAUAUUUAUGUGGAAGGGGGAUUAUGAUGACCAAUCAGAUUAUACUACACAUGACACUGCUUCAACUUAAACUUGCCAUUGUCAUUCAUAAGCUUAAUCUUUAGCUGCAGGUUUGAGACAAUUUAAUUUUUCUUUUCUCCCAGCCUCUGGGUUGUUGGAUUUUGCCCUUCAUUAACACCAAAACUGAAUAACUCAUUAUGUAAGGUCAAGCUGAGAUGUCUUCUUGUUAUACAUUGUAGGUCAGUGCAUGGUGUAGUGAAGGGCGAUGUGAAAGUGUCCCAGCCAAGAAGAGAACAGCCAGAGAAGUAUACAGUAAGAGAUCGCUGUGUUUGUUUGAAAUAGAGCACAGUCUCUUGGUGCUGAAUUUUAGUUGCUACUAUUAUGCAAAAUGUUCUUAUAAUUAAAAUAGGUAAACAUUAUUUUUGUCAUACACUCACACCACAAUCAUUUAGUGCAGCUCACAAACACUUCACCAACUAAUACACUUCUUUAUAAUGCUUCUUUGUACAACUAAGAACGAAUUUGGAUACAUUCUCAAAUGUGCCUAUCUCCAUGCCAGGCCAUUUUGCUUUUUGCUGUUUGCCAUGAAUACGACUAAACUCUCUAACCCUAACGUGAGAAAAAGUUUGGACUGAGAUGGCCGUAUUAGAAAAUGCUUUUUAAUGGAAUAUUGGCUGUACUGUAUUGUGAAUAUGAAAUGUAGAGAGGCCAUCUCUCCUUAACUGUUGCCUCUCUAGUAUAUUGAUAUGCAUAUUCACGUCUCUAUACUCGAUAUUUUUGUAAUGAGAAGAAUUUGUCUUAAGAAAUCGUCAGCAUUAAUGUUCAUCCCUCCAAGUGAAAGUUUUUGCUUGGUCGCCAUUUGGUGACCAACUCUUUAGGUUUAGGGAGACUUUUUUACAAAUCAAGUCGCCAGCUUCAAAAUUGUAGGCGCCAUGGCAACUAAAAGGGUCGCAACUUGGAGGGUUGAUGUUUCUUGCAAAAACUGUGACUUUGUACGAUGGAACCUCAAUAGUAGGGUUGAAAGCCAUCUAUUUCGUGGUUAGGCUAUGACCUCUUACUCUUACUUUUGCUUCUGUGCUGCUAGAGGAGUAUAUAAGGGGUUCUCUUAAUUUAUUAAAGAAAAGGAGUGAAUUCCUAUGUUAACUGUGCCUGUAUUGUAUAAUGACCGUCACAUGCAAAGAAUAUGGAUUUUGUACCCUAUAACAACUGUUGUGAAAUAAGCUAAAUAACUCAAUAACAUAUAUAAUAUGUCAACUCAUGUUUGCUUUUUCACAUUGUUUAUUGAUUGAUUGAUAGGCUGAUUGCUGGUGUAACAAUAUCAAUUAAUUUUCUAACAUUAAAGGAGCUUGCAAAUGUGUGCAUAAUCAGUUGAUGGAAUAGAAAUGACAGGUAUUAAGUAAUCAAUUAAUAUAAUUUUAAUCUGACUUAUAAAAAUAUUGAUUUCCGUAGUUAUACUUAAGGCUUACCAAGUCAACUGAUUUACUUUUGUCUAUUGUAUAGACAUUUAACCAUAUAUCUUUUGUUUUAAUAUAGCUUAGUCAACAUUUUUCUUGGUAAUGUACAAAUAACUUCUGCAACAUAUAUAUGAAGAUCAUAUUUGUGUGUGUGUGUUGAACAGGUGCUUGCCUUGUCUCAAUUGUAGUAAAUGCACUGCCUCAUUUGUGAAUGGUUUUCUCUCUUUAUGGAUAUGAAUGAAUGAUUAACUGAGUGAUUCUCUAAUAACCCUGUAUUUCUCGUAUCCAUAAUCUUCAGCUGUUUUAUGUCUUUAUCUCCUGCACGACAACAUGAACUCAGCAAUGUUCAACUUCCUUCCAUAAAUUUUGUUGCUCAUUGUGAAACAGACAACUGAAAUGAAAAGUCACACCCACUAAUGAUUGAUUGACAGAUAACUUCUUUUGCUCAAAGACAAGUAAAUUUUCCUUACUGCUUACAGUUGAUAAACUGAGAAUGCAAAGUAAAACUCAGUAUGUUAGUUGCCUUGGGUACAAACCUUUGUGCCAGUCAAAGGGCCCUUAAAGCCAACUCGUGAAAUGAUCCCAUGUGGGAACAUUGUAAACACCAUCUGGUUUUUUGAAAAAUCAUUCAAAAAAUAUUGGCAUGAACAUUAAAUAUUUUUGUCCAGUUUUUUAAAAAUAGUGACGACAUCCAAAAAAUAUUGCCUGAUGAAACAGACAAAUGAGAAUGAAAGAAAUGAUCAGCAAAGACAAAUGUUGUUUUAGAACAAAUUCUCAUAAGAAAUAAGAAUAGUGUGGAGAAGGGUUGAUGGUGGGGCUUGUCAUGUUAUUUUUGCUACCAUUUUAAAAAGUUGAAGCUUGUCGUCACGUCAAGUGAAUUCCAAAAGUUGAUAUUGGUUCAGAUAUGGUUUGUAAGACUAUACUGAGACAUUGAAACUGUGUCCUGUCGUGUCAAAGAUGGAUUGGACAUGGAUUGAAACUUGAAAAAGUUUGGCUAUUGUUUUCUCAAAUUACUGUAGUUAACCCUUUACCUGGUCCCAAGAGUGUCCAACAUCAUUUUUCUCCUAACAACAUCAGACCUGUCUGCUGCAAAGUCUCUUAUUUUCAAUUAGUCAAUUGAUUACCAAAGGAAGAAUGGCACAUCCAAAGCAAAAGGUCAUCUCAACUAUUCUUAAAAGAAAUGCAUGGAGAUCAGUCUGGAGAAUUUGUAUGUGGAUCUUGGGGCUUAAACGGUUAAGAACAUUUGAUAAAAAAUCAAAGCAUUUUCUCUUUGGUGAUCAUUUCACUAAUUCUCAUAACCUUUCAUUUUGAUUGUCUAUUAAUCUUGUUAAGAGAAAUUUGUUGUUGAUCACUCUUCAGUAGGGAUUAAAGGGUUAAGAAUAUGAGGUAGCUUAACACUGUUACACCUGCACCUAUUUUAACAGACCCAUUAUGCACUGCAUCUAAGAGCUCAGCACGGCAGAGAAAUGCACGUUCUUCCGCAACUACAAAGACAUCUGCUUCAGCUUCUUCUUCUACUGCUGUUUCUUCUAAGAAUACCAGUAAAUCGAAAGCUAAAGGUGCUGUUUAUUUAGCUUGCCAAAUAGUAAAUCAAAUGUAAAAACAAAUGUGUAAAGUAAAGUAAAAGUAAAGUCCAACAGCACCGUAAACAAGACGUCAGAUAAAAUAACUUGCAAUUAAGGAGUUAUUUAAAACAUUCUGUAUGGCAAACUUAUAUCUUAUGUCUGGCUUUGCCUAAACACUUACCACUGAGUAUCAUAUACUAUGCCAGUAAGAGUCUUUAAACUAAAGAGAUAUUUUUGUGACAAUUAAGCAAUAAGAUUUAAAGCAAAUAAAUUAAAAGCAAUUAGUAUUUCUAGGUUGAAUUUGUAGAUCCUGAUCUGUUUUAUUUAUUCGAAAAAGGGUUAAGCCUUUUUUCAUCUUAUCCUCGAAUUAGGUUGUCUUCAUUUAUUCCUUUUUAUCAUUCCUUCUUUUUUUUUCAUACUUGGACUUGGAUAGAAAUACUAGUCUAGAACUUUUCUCAAGAAAUGAGCUUUUAAAAGUAAUGGGAUAGUAACUCCUUCUGGGUCAACAGACCAUGGUAUUUGCUCUAUUUAUUGGAUGAUUUUGUUUCCUUGUAGCUCCCACCAGAAAGCCAUUAUAUCCAUAUGAAACGAAAACCCUACCUGUUAAUAAACAAGAAAAAGGUAAGACUAACAAAUCAUUGAGAAUGUUAUAACAAGUGUGAAAGUUGUAUAAUAAGUUCAAGUUGUAUAACAAGUUCAAUUAUUGAAGUCCUUUCAGCAGAGGCCCUUCGAUCUUCCUAGAUAAGUAGGAAGAACAAUGGGCCUUGAUAAAGCCAAAUGUUGAUAGAAUCUAGCCACACAAAAACACUGAACUGAAUAAUGACCCUACUAUACCACUGGGAGGCGGUUAAUCUGAGGACUGCGCCACUGUGGCAUUGAGCUAUAGAGAACUUAAGUGUGACGACAUAAAAAUGAAAUUUCUGAAAUCAUGGGAUUUGCCAGGAUAUUCUGAAAGAACAAUGUCCAAGACGCCUACUUGCCAAAAAGGGGCAUUUCGGGGCCAAUUUUCUCUGAGAUCGUAGCCCAGUUAUGCUUAGAAAAUUCCAUACAAACCCUUCUAAAUUUUUUUGGGUUGACCCCCCCCAAAAAAUUAGAAGCGUUUGUAUUGUUUUCUGUUAACCGGCUAACAUCUCAGAGACAAUUUGCCCCGAAAUGCUCAUUUUUGGCAAGUAGGCCUCUUGGACAUUGUUCUUUCAGAAUAUCCUGACAAAUCCCAUAAUUUCGGAAACUUAAUUUUUAUGACGUCAUCACUUUAGUACUCUAUUAGUGAUACCAGAAAUCAUAACUUAAAUAGAUGUGUAAACUUUUGAACGAUCAUAUUGCAUGGAACCCUUAUGCACCUAGAUAAGCUAAGCAAGUCCAAUAUGAAUACGUGAACAUUUUUUGUAAGGAGUGUAAGUUGAAUACACUGUGCGCAAACUAUUUUAUACCAGGCAAAUAUUCUUACUUUCUGGUUUUUAGUUCUAAGAAGAGCUAAGACUGCUGAUGUUUUGAGAGUCCCAUCAAGAGAUAGCUCACAGCAGGAAAGAGGGAUCAAGGGCAAAAGAAAUGGGGUGAUUAUCUCUUCGGUUUUGCUGUUCUUUGUAUUUUUUAAAUCAGUUUCCACGGUAAAUGUUGUUGUUACCUUCCCUUUGGUUUUUUCGUCUGUAAAUCAAUCAGUUCAUUGUAAGCAUUUGUUAAAACCAGUAUGUUUCAUUCAGACAGCAUUUUUAAACUUACUUUACCAUGGUAUUGAGCUAUUUAUCUCCGAUGCUUGAGAAUGUUUGUUUUUCUUGUUUUCAAGAAAACUGUUGCAUCCCAUUUCAGUGAUGGCUUCUCGUCAGACAGUGGAUUCUCAAUGAGGUUCAUAGUUACAGAAAAUCCCAUUAAUAAACGUGUUCCAUUCAUGAAAACAGCAAUCAGAUGUCGAAUUUUGCUGAAUUUGUUACAGGUAACACCAGACAACAACAGCCGUCCCUUCACCACGUUUGGCAGUUCAAGGGAGGGGUUAGUGAAUGGAUCCCCGCAGUCUGACAAGAAAUCUGCAGGUAAAAUGUUCUUUUAUCAAUUAUACUAUAUAGCUUGCAUGCAGAAAUCUACUUCUUUUGUUGCAAGCAUGCGACAAGCGAAAUGAGAGAUGUCUGCACGCAGGCCAAUAUUACAUGGGAUCUAAAUGUAUGACCUGUAACAGUUGACGUUUAAGGAGCUGUGUCAUUAUCUUUUGGUAUUACUUUAGAAAUUCCCUGCUAGCAGAGGUCUCUCACGACGAGGCAAAAUUUGCGAAAUUGUGGAGUUCUCGGCAUCGUUUCACACCGCGAAGAAUUCUCCACAACAUACCCGCGCCUUCAGCUGAAGUUUCGCGCGCAAACCGGUUCUGUGGGUUGUGUCGCACGUGAGUAAAACGUCACUGGUUGUUAAGGAAACGCCAGCGCAUGCGUGAUAGGAAACGCGUCGGAAGCCGGCAGAGGUCUCUCUCCUUUCUCUCAUUUUUGCCUCGUCGUGAGAGACCUCUGCUAGCAGGGAACUUUAGAAACCGAAAAACACACUUAUUGGAAUAAGACGAACAAGAAAUGAAAUGAUGGUUAAGUCUUAUUUUAAAUUACUCUCUUCUCUUUCUCAACUGGAAGUUUUUGCUUUGGCUGUUGAUGGCCAGAAGGGAAACGGAUUGCAAGUGGCUGUUGAUGGCCAGAAGGGAAACGGAUUGCAACUUAAGAAAAUUGUGCCAGCUUUUACAACGUAAACUCCUGAGUUGUUAAAAAUGACCAAAAACUGAUCAUACUUUGUUUUCCUCUUGAUAUAAUCAUUUGAUAUUUUUCUUGUACAGUUCCAAGUAUGACAAAAAAAAAGUCAAUGAGAAUACUUAGCAGGGCUCGGAAAGUCCCGUUCGGUCGUCUGGGACAAGUAGAUUUUGUUGCUGGGCAGGUAAAUUUUUAAAUUCACUUGCUCAAUGGGCAAGGGUCUAAGUAAGGUACCUUCUAACAAGAUCAUAAACUAAGACGAGCAAGAAGUGGUCCUGGGCUGGCAAAAUGUGAGAGCUGCUUGCCCAAAGGACAUGCUGGAAUUUCAGUUUUUUUCGAGCUCUGCUUGGGUGAAAUCUUGGUUCAGCUUUGACAAAAAAAAUGUAGAACUCACCAUAACAUAACCUUAAGUCCUAGUGAUCUAUGCUUGGUGACUUUUUACUUCCAUUCAACAAAAACAGAUACAAAAACAAUGCAAUGCAUGAAUCUUCUAGAAAACAUGGCAAGCGCUGGAAUCUGCUUGCCAACAAAUCAGUUCUGAUUGGUUGAAAGUGAGAGCUUUUUGCCAGGCUCUAAGCAUUUAUUCGGCACUCAAGCGAAAGCUAGUUUUGAGGGCUCCGCGGAAACAUUUAUUUCACACAAUGAUGUUAUGCUUGGUCUUUAUAGGGCGAAAAUCAAAAUCCCAGGUUCCCAGUGUGUCGCGGUCGCUAGAGUCUCUGGAAAAAGAAAAUGAUGAUUCCAAGGUAAGUGAGCAGGCGCACUGUAUUUUGAGGGGGAGGGGGGGAGGGGAUCGGAAGGUGGGAUCACAAGCACAAGAUCAUGGACAGGUCAUAUAAGACCAAAUAAGGUACAGUGUGUCAAGUAUUUUUGCAACGUGUUUUAAGCUUUUGGUGGUGUAUACAAAAUCCACUACUGACUAUUUUGUGGUUGCAUUGAAAAGUCUAAUAGUAUUGCCAUUAGAAUGUGCUUUAAAAAAAUGUUUAAACUGUUUAGUUAUACUAAGCUUUUUUUAUUCAGGAACGCGUUGGCUUAAGUGAGUCCAGUUCAUUUUCAUCAGUUGACUGUGAAGUAAAGGAGAGACGAGCUGUUAGUGAUAGUGUACACUUGGACGUCAGUAGAAAACUCACCAAAUACAACUCUCAAUCAACUAGUAGCGCAUCUUCACCAGCUAAGGACAAGUCUCGAAAAAGUGAGUGAUACUGUAAAAUCACCAGUCUCCAGGCAUACAUCUUAUUUGCUAGAAAGAGCGCCGCUGCGCUUAUAAAAUUUUAGACUUGCCGCUACGAUAGCAGAGUAAUCAUUGCGCCGGAUCGGUAAUCCUCCAGUGGUUCAGCUUGAGCCUCCCACCUUACUGGAUUUGAUUGUCAGUAAUCCCAAGUUCAGCUCCUUGGCCUUGGAUAUAGAUAGCCAACCGGUUGCCUCCUUCCGGUUCUGGUUUUUACAUAUCAUUGAUACCUGUCGUUCACUCCUUCUCAGUUUCAGCGGGGUUUUAAAGCUGAAUAUUAUCGCUCUAUAGUACUUCAAAGCGCAACAGUUCAAGUCCUCGUUAGGCGCCGGCACAGGUAACAAAGUUUCUUCUUGCGAUUUGUAAGGUUAUCGGCUUUCAGUCCCGCCGCUUACUCCAUACUCCAAGAUUCCCAUAUGAAAGUGACUGUUAAGUUUUUUUGUCUUUCACUUCAAUACGUAAGAAGUAUGUUUAGAAGUACAUUGGAGACAUUUGCCAUUAAUUUGUUAACAUAGGUUUAUCAGUGGCGAGGAGGUCAAGUCUUCCGAGUAGCGGAGUCCCUCAACGUUCCUCUAAGUCUGCUUCCUCUCAGCUAUCAAGUGGAAAGGAUAAUCGUGACGUCAAACGAAGGUACUCUUAUGUUGCGUGGUUGCUUAAGAAGAGGCGGGACUUGCGACCGAUGUGAAGUGUUGAGAGGCCAGGGAGGGGAGGAAGGGGCGUGGUAACACUGAGUAAAGGUGGUUCCUUGGGGAAGGGGUCACGGAACAAGGAUUAGAGGGCUUUCAAUAAACUGAAACAGGGAAAGCACGGAAAAUGGUAGCACUGAGGGAGGGGAGUAGAAGAGAGCAGUAGGGAGAGGAAGGUAAGUGUAAGAACGUCGAGAAAUAGUAUUUAAUUUGUGCGUUACAGUAGAAAAAGCGCCAAGAGUUCCCCUCAGGAUCCACUUUGAAUAGUUUUAAUUGCUCUUGCCUUCUGUUUUUGUUUUCGUUUAUUAGUGGAUUUUCGUCAAGCCAGAAACUUACUAGAGUGACCAAUGGGGCUUCUUCACUUCAAGUUACUCAUGGACACGAUGAGUAAGUGUAUCUGCAGUUUACUCAACAUAUUGUAGUGAUACAGGUAACGCGUAGGACCGUCCGUUAAUACGUCCCCCAAUCAGGCUUUGCAUAAGGAAAUACAACAUGAAGACUUAUAAAAAAGAGUUUUAAUCUGAAUGUAGAUGCCAUUGUCUGUUGCAGUCUAAAUCAUUGUAGCUAAUGUCUGAUUGUCUGUUUAGAAUGGUUUAUUUUGGUGGUCAAACAAAACUUGAGUCAUGCCCAGAUUAGGUUCCUAUAGGGGCUUGAAUCCAAUUUUCCGACGAACCAACCCAUCCUUUUCACAUGACCCCAACCCUUCCCCCCAAGAGUACCAAGGUUGAACUUGGUUCCACUAAAGAUCAAAUUUGAGCUUAGAUCUUAUGCAGCCAAAACGGUCUCCUUUUGCUACUUAGAUACCAAAAUCUGCAAUAAGUGUCAGCCUGUUAGGGGUAGCAUUUUGCCACGGUAGCUGACAUGAAAUAUCUGUUUUUGUUAGAAAACCACCGAAGCCACCAAAGAAAACACAGUUUGCUGCUUCAUUUGAUGAAUUGAAGCAGAUGCACAGGGAAACCAUCUCUAAAAAGGAAAAAUCUGCUACAGCACAGGCAGCCCGCGAUGGGAGGGGAUACAGAACUUAGCCAUAACUUAGCUGAAGUUAGACUUAGCACAGGAUAAUAGGGAACAGAGCGGGGAUAAUUUGUCUUUAGGGUGGGGUGGGUGGAUUGUGAAUUGGAAACUUGGCAUAAAUAAUCAGAACUUUUUUGUAAAGUUUCUGCGAUUUGAUGGUAUCAGUUAUUUAUGGGUAAAUUUUUUUUUCAAGUGCUUUCUGCCAGAUCUAAGACUUAUGGUCUGUAUUUAAGGUAAAUAAGAAUUUAUCAGCUUUUCAUGUAUUUAUAUUAUCAAAUAUCAAAUGCAAUUUGACCAUCUAAUGCAUUAGACUGUAUAGAGAGAUUUGACAGUUUUAUGAGAUAAAAUUUGAGAGUUUUUAGUUUUGUACAACGUUAUUGAGAGAUUACUAAAUUUUGCUGAAUGAUUGUAGUAUUUUAUAGUGAUGGGAUUAUAAAAAAAUAUUGUAAAGAAAUCGAGUGAUUUUUACUUAAAAGAUUUAUUUUCAUCGGUUAACCGAAUUAACGCGAGUGUACUAUAAUAAACGAAUCAUGUGGAAGGAGAGUUGAUGCGUGUCGUAAUACAUUCGAAGAAGCUUUAAAAGUUGUUAAAGACAAGCUCGAAAUAAGACCAAUUUAUACGAGCGAGCUUUCUUUCUGAGAGGAGCUUGCUCGUAUAAAUGAUGGUAAUAAGACUGAGUGGAGUCUAGUUGUUUGUAAUCCAACCAGUGAUUAAACAAUACAAAAUCACGUCGGAGUCAAAAGUGGUUAAAGUGUUUAUCACGGUAUGAUUAAAGAGCGAACUAAAAGAUACGAAGUUCUGUUGCCAUAAAAUUCAUCGUAGAAUGGAGAAAGGUUAGGUUUUAAGAGUAUCUAGUCCUUGUAAACUAAUUGGGGACGGAAAAAAAUCACGGGUAAAAAUUUGUGACAGAUUCAGUUUUUGUUUUAUGAAAACACAUGAUUUAUCGCGAGUUUUAACUAGACAUGAAAAAUGAGAUUUAUUUCAAAUGCUUUUAUGUUAAAUGUGACUAAUCAAUGUUGUACUUCUCCAGCUACCGGCAAAGGAGGGUUUUGUCACGAAAGUGUUAUUCAUGUCACUCGCCCAAUGGCGCUGUCUUAAGAUAAUACUGAAAUUAGG
Messenger RNA from Porites lobata, 22111 nucleotides. The record is from the annotation of a GenBank genome assembly. Lineage: Eukaryota; Metazoa; Cnidaria; Anthozoa; Scleractinia; Poritidae.